Molecule: messenger RNA, 2691 nt
Organism: Lonchura striata (white-rumped munia)
Lineage: Eukaryota; Metazoa; Chordata; Aves; Passeriformes; Estrildidae
Source: RefSeq, a predicted model, not a curated record
GGCGGCAGCGGGCGCACAUGGCCAGGUACCUGGCGCGGGCGGAGGAGCUGACGGCCACGGACACCGAGGACCCGUCCCUUAAUUACGGGGUGGUGGUGGACUGCGGGAGCAGCGGGUCCCGGGUUUUCGUCUACUUCUGGCCCCCGCACAACGGCAACCCCCACGACCUGCUGGACAUCAAGCAGAUGAGGGACCGGAGCAGCCGCCCCGUCGUGAAGAAAAUUAAACCCGGCAUCUCCGCGGCCGCGGCUGCCCCCGAGCAGGCCACCCCCUACCUGCGGCCGCUGCUGCGCUUCGCGGCCGCGCACGUCCCGCCGCGCAAGCACAAGGAGACGCCGCUGUACAUCCUGUGCACGGCGGGCAUGCGGCUGCUGCCCGAGCGGCAGCAAGCUGCAAUCCUGGAAGACUUGGUGACAAAUGUGCCCCUGGAGUUUGAUUUCCUCUUCUCCAAAUCACACGCAGAAGUAAUCUCAGGGAAGCAGGAAGGUGUCUAUGCCUGGAUUGGCAUCAACUUUGUCCUGGGACGGUUUGAUCAUGAGGAUGAGGAAGAUGCAGUGGUCACCGUAGCACUCGGGGAUCAGGGGAAGUCCCUGGUUCGGAAACGAACAGUUGGGAUCCUUGACAUGGGAGGCGCCUCCCUGCAGAUUGCCUACGAAGUGCCCGACACCGGAGCCAUCUCCUCCCCACAGCAGGACGAGGCUGCCAAGAGCUUGCUGGCAGAAUUCAACCUGGGCUGUGACGUGCAGCACACUGGCCACAUGUACCAUGUCUACGUCAACACUUUCCUGGGCUUCGGGGGCAAUUUUGCCCGGCAGCGCUAUGAGGAACAUGUGCUGAACCAAACCUAUGUGCACAACCGAGCACUACAUGAAGCUGUCGCCACAGUUGGAGGCUUGGUGCCCAGCCUGCACAACCAGCAGACAGGGCUGAGCCCUAAGAUGCCCUUCUUGGACCCCUGCCUGCCUGUGGGGCUGGAGGACACAGUGGUGAGGGGUAGCCAAACCCUGCACAUGAGGGGACAAGGGGACUGGCAGGCCUGUACAAAGCUGCUGCAGCCCCUCCUGACAGGGUCCAAUGGCAGCCAUGCCUCCCUGGUGGAGACCUACAAAGCACCCAUCGACUUCAGCAACAGCGAGUUUUACGGCUUCUCGGAGUUCUUCUACUGCACUGAGGACGUGCUGCGCCUGGGGGGCCAAUACAGUGCCCCCACCUUCACCUCUGCUGCCCAGGAGUACUGCAGCCAGCGGUGGGAGGUGCUGACUCAGCGUUUCCGCGGCGGCCUCUACUCGGCACAUGCUGACCAGCACCGGCUGAAGUAUCAGUGCUUCAAAUCGGCCUGGGUGUACCAAGUCCUUCACGAGGGCUUCCAGUUCCCACUGGACUACCCCAGCCUGCGCACAGCCCAGCUGGUGUACGACCGGGAGGUGCAGUGGACGCUGGGGGCCAUCCUCUACAAGACGCGGUUUCUGCCACUCAGGGAUCUCCGUCAGGAGAGCAUCCGGCAAGCACACGCCUCCUGGCUGCGCCUCUCUUUUGUCUACAACCACUAUCUCUUUUUUGCCUGCAUCCUGGUCGUGGCGCUGGCCAUCGUCCUCUACCUCCUGCGGCUGCGCCGCAUCCACCGCCGGCAGCUGCGCUCGGCACAGCACACCCUGCUCUGGCUGGACAAGGUGGUGGUGCCGCUGGGCCAGGGGAGCGUGCCGUGAUGCCAGAGGUACCCAGCAUCCAGUUGUACCAGCAGAACCAGGACUGGCUGACAGCCUGGGCUCUGAGAGCUUGGACUCCUCCUUAAAGAGCAUCUCAAAGUCUGCGCUCCAUCAUCUGUGCGUCAGAACCGGAGUCCGUGUGCUGAGGCAGCUAUGGACAUGGGAGCUUUCUUCUCUUUCUCCACCUUGCCCCAGUCCUAAUCUUUGCAUUCCUUGGCCUCUGGCCUUUGCCUCACUACAUGGUGGAGAGCAAAGUCCUCUGCUACCAGCAGGCUCAAGGCUGCAGCCCUGGCAGAUCCCUCAGAUAACAGGACACUAUCACUGAGGCAGCCAAACCAGGGCUCUGGCCUGAAGCACUGAGCCACCCCAUGACUCAGCCACCAGUUUGCAAAGCAACCUGGUGAGGUGCUGUGGUUCAUCACCUGGGGUGGCCUUUUGCAGGCCCUGACAAGCCUGGGGCUGGGAGAGUAGCAGGCACCAGCUAAUUUACUGCAGGAACAAGGUAAACCAUGAGCUCCACCAGGCUGCUCUGCCCAGCCUGGCCCCUCUUGGAGUAUUCCUGAAGGGGUGUCCUGCUCUUUGCUAUGUCUUCCCUCUGAGGACAAUCCUACAGUCCUACCCAACAUCCCAGACUGAGCCCUGAGGGCUCACCGAUUGAUUUUUGAGGCACCACCAAAGUGGGCUGUCUUUCCUUUCACACAUUAAUUCAUUCCCUCCUGGGCACAGCUGCCCUGUGCUGUCCCAGGUACCAGUGUCAGGACCCGUGGUUCUUUCCUCCAAGGGGGUGGGCUGGGCCUGCCCCUGGGAGAGCCACCUCAGUCCAGCCCAGCUCAUGGCCCCAGGACAGGCCAGGCCUGAGCUGUGCACACAGGCACAAACCUUCCCUGGGGCUGCAGCCCCACCAGUGGUCCAAUGAAGUUUGUCACUUUACUGAACUCAGCUGUUCCCAUUCCUGUAGCAAUAAACAAACCCCGUGAGCCAUCCA